GAAGGAAAGCAAAAAGAAACGAUAAGGGCUUGACCGACAAGCCUCAAAAGACAAAGGAAUCACCUGUAAUGCUUCCUCAGAGAUUGUACCAAAGGCAUCCGAGUAUGUCGUCUGGUUUUCUGGCAUUGCCAUGCUUUACCUUUCGCAGACAAUGGAGAGGAACUGAGGAAACUGGAAGGGAAGGGCUUCUGAUGUGUUACAAGCAAAGAGUCAUAAGCAGGACUUCAUGUGAUGUGAUUCAUGGGUCAGUCCCCAUCCAGUGUAGUAUGAGACUGAAAUAAGGCUAGACGGGACUGGAGAGUGGGAGGUGGUGACGUAGCCACAGAGUAAGGCAUCUUAAGCUUCUUGAUGCCAGCUCCCAUCUUGGUUUUUUAGACCACAAAUGAGUCAGUGGGAGGAGAACCUGCUGUGUGAGGUGCCUCAGGGCUCAGAGCGGCUUUGAAGGAAAGGCUUCUGUGGCAGGGCUGCAAGUCUGCCAUCUUUUUGCAUACGUAGACUGCCAUCCUCCAUUGACAAAGGCAUUGUGAGCCCAGGUAUGGCAGUAGUGCUGUUAGGUUUCUGGUAGAGAACAGACGCAGAACAGCACAUUUGCUGAAACCAUCAGUUUGCUGCUCUCCCUUGCUGUUGGUGGAAAUGACGAGUGGACAGCACAAGGAAAGCAGAACAAAGCAUGUGAGACAAAAGCACUCUGAAGUUGCUUGGACAUCUCAGGACAAAGAAACAUGACAAAAAUUUCCCAUGCAAACAACACAAACUGGUAUCGUUGUUGAGUUUCCAUGGGUGAGGAUGGUAGUUGUUUUAUCUAACUCUGUCCUUCUGCAGGUUCCCUAAAGGUGGGCUCUGUUGCAUUCUUCUAACAGAGGCACAACUACUGAAAGAGUAAUGCACGCAUUACCCAAAAUACAGGAGUGCUUCCACAGCCAAAAACUGGUUGCCAUGAGCCCUGUGUGGUUGUUACCUCGGAGCAGCAGGCUGCUUCUUUCUCUGACUGAACGAGACUGAAUGAGUCAUUGCUAACUGGAAAUCCUGGAUGCUGGGGUUUCAUUUUGGGGGUUGUGAAUUGAGGAAAGCAGAUUAGGCUAAAAGUUAUGUGCCUUCAUGAGGUGUUGAAUCGGCAGCUGCAGAUCUGACCUUGCUAAGCCAGGUUCUCACUACUGAUAACAGAUGCUUUUCUACGGACUUGGACAGUUAGUGCAGACAGCGGGUGUCCUGUCUUUGCACGUAACAUCGUUAGCUCCCCUAUCUCUGGAAUGCAAGGUAGCAGGCUCAAAGAGUAAAACCACAAAUUAACAAAGAAGCGGCGGAUUGGUGAACAGAGUUGUGGCUGAUGAGACGACCAAUCAGAGCCACCCAUCGUAACCCAAGCCCAAGAAAAUAGCACCAUGACCUUCAUCAGAAAGACCACCGAGAGACACGCGUGUGUAAAAGAGCUGAGACUUGGGGCGGGGGGGGGGGGGGGGGGGUUGUCAGUCCUUCUGGGGACUCAUUGUAAUAACCCAAACUUUUCUUGGACAUCUAAUGCAUAUGUAAGCAGCUUGGUCUUUAAGUAUGUGCCUUUCUUGCCCUCCGGCAUGCAGGCUAGGUGGGCAUAUCCCCCCCUGCAUCUGGCGUGUGCGCAGCGCUGAUUAGACAUACCUGCUUUAUAACUACUCAGAGGUGGGAUUGUGCUGUAUUUGCAGUUGGUUCCGAACGGCUCGAUACCUGUUUUGGAAUGUUGAUUAGCUGGACUUACGGUAUGCCUUUAGUAAUUACCGUAUUCCACAUUUUAUUUUCUGUUGAAAUAUAUACUAAAUACAAGCAAAAUAUUUUUGUUUAAAAUAAAAGCAAGAAUAACUUUUUAAAAAUGGUGCUGCCUCUUUCAAUAGGUAGUGAAAACGUCCCUAGCUUUGCGCUGGUAAUUGCAGGGUGAUGAACUCGUCGGCUUCAUGUCUCUCCCUUGAAAUUCAGCUGCUUUUCGCACGUUUCCCUGUUGGUCUUCCCAACUCGUGGCCUUUCAGCCAGACUGUAACUGCUAGUGACAGGCUGUGAUCAUCCCCUUGCUCUACAAGGACUGAUAGGAAAAAAAAAAAAAAAGGAGAGGAAGCAGAGCGGGAGGAAGAAAGGUGUCCCUGCACUCAGCCCCUUGAUCUUGUCUGUCUUCCCUGAUGGCUUUUCAGCCUCCCAGUGUACUGAUGGUUGCUGUUUGCCCUUGGCUAAAGAGCCCAACUUUGGGCAGGGAGCCUCUGCAAACUGCUGGGAAGCAGCUGGAAAUUCUGCCAGCGGUUCCUCGGGAAGCUCCUUUGGAAGCCCUGGCCGUGCUCCUUGUGCUUUCUCCCAUCGAAUACCCUUCUCUUCCAGGCAGUGUUAGCAGGACCUGUGGAUGAGCUCCUGUCUCUGGGGUAAGAACACUUUCUUGCCAUGCACCUGGCUCUGUAGCAUGGCCUCAGCUGGCUGUGUGCUCUUUGCAUUCCUUUGCCUCGUGCCUAGGGCUCCAACCUUUCCCAUCUGUACCCAUGAUGGUGGAAGGGAGUCCUUGGCAAACCGAAGGAACAAAAGGGGCUGGGGGAUAAGGAAGGGUACAAGCCCCAUAACCCUUCACCUCACGGCAUUUGAGCUCCGACCUGCAGGGUGGACGCUGAACGAGACCUGCUUUCCCUUUGCCUUCAGGAUCUCACUGGUUUUGCUCAAGCAGAAAAGGCAGGAGCUGAACGUGAAUAUUACUCAGAUGUCUGCCGGGAAGGAGAGCAUUCUACAAGCAGUGGGUGAUGUCCUCAGCAACAACGGGAUCCAGGAGGAGAAGAGAGGGGUAAUGGUGCUGCUCCCUCCUGCUUCCUCUUGGCUCCUUCCAGAGACAGCUCUGUGCUCUGGCUACCCGCCCCACACCUGGCUCUCAGGGCUCAACCUCUCUUGUGUCUUGGAGCUGCUCUGCUCCCCUCACUGUGAGCUGCAGCCGGUGCUAGCUGCAUGGUACAGCUGGGAUCAGGGUGCUCUGUACAGCGCUGUGAAUUCCCCCUGGGCUGGGCCCCAGCCAGGCACCUGCUGGGUUUGGCUUGGACGUUGUCCCUUCCAAGAGACUUGCAGGUCAGGCUUAGCUGGAAGGGCCAUUCUCCAGGCCUGCUGCAGCUGGACCACUAGAGGGCCUGGCAUGAUCCUACUGCCUGUCCAGGCUGUUCUGGAGUGGGCAGAAGGAUGGCAACAAGGGGAACAGGCAGGACCCAAAGACGGCCUUUGCUGUGUCUCUGGAGUCCAGUGGCUCAUCAGGGCAUAUUUUCGGGAAGAUCUUGCCAGAUUUCUGGACGGACAUGGAGUCUUUCCUUCGCUCUCUGCUAGGACUCCCUGGUCACACUGAUCUCCUCUUGUGUUUGUGCUCACUGCUCUCUCUCCAUUCCCAAUUUGUUGCUAGGAAAUUCUGCAGCUGACAAGAGAUGCAAUCAAGGUGAUUGAAAACUACAUCUGGAUGCUCGAUUGGGCUCUGAAAACCACAGCUGCUGGGCUUUCCAAGGAUCUCAGGGCCAUGUGGUCAUCCGGCUGCCAGAGAAAAUCCAGCCCAGAGCUUUCACCAUCUGGCACAUCUCCAGGGCAGUCUCUCCGUGUGGGGAAGUCAGCAGCGCCCCCGAAGAGUUUGCUGUCUCAGUAAGUCUCUGCCUGCUUCUUCUUCUGGAGGGACCCCGGGCCCGAGGAAGAGCUUUGCCAGAGAUGUCCUUCUGGUGGUGAGAUCUCCCAGAGACCUGUGGUGGGCUGCUGCAGAGCACUGCAUCCUGCCAAAGGGCAUGGAGAUGCUCGGGGUGGUUACACCUUGCGUUUCUUCUGGAUCGUGGACAGGAGCCUCAGCAUGCUCACCCAGCAUGCUCAGGGUGUCAGGAACUAAGAGCCAAAUGCCACACGGAGCAGCAGCCCUGGUGUCCAUCAGAGCUGCCUCUCACUGCCCAGUGAGUGCUCCCUCUCUGCUGCCUUUGAGUCGUGGCUGCUGCUUCCCUGGAGCUAUAGCCGUGGGCAGCAGCGGCCCGCUUUGGAGAGUGCUGCUCUCCUUAGAGUUCUACAAUGUCCUCUUGUGUCCAGCUGCCCUGGACAAGCCUCUCAGGUUCCCUGAGAAGGCCAAGGGAGCAUUUCUGUGUGCUCAGGGAGGGACAGAUGAGAAGGAACAAGCCUUGCCCUCCGGCUGCCAUGCUCAGGACCUGCAGCCAGCACCCAGGUGGGGCUCUGCCUCCCUCCUCGCCUGCCCCCUCCUGUGAUGUCACCGCUGAUGCACUUGGUGACCUCAUGGUGCUGCUGGCCAGCACGUCUCCUGAAGGCCAGCCGGGCGCUGCAGAGGCAGUGACCCCGCACCACCACUCCAGCUACCUUCCCUCGGCCCCCCCUUCCCCUGCCCCCCUGCCCUGUCCAGUUCCUGCUGGGAUGAGCAGUCUGGGGAUGCGCUUCCUGUCCCAGACAGCCUCCUCCAGCUGCCGGCCAGUCAGGCUUCUGUGACAGGAGAGUCCCCACCAUCAGCACCACAAUUUCUGUUGCCUUUCCUGCUUCUCCUUAUCUUCUCCUUUGGCUCCUUGUCCCUCGGGACCACACAUUCUACACUGAAAUAAAUCCCUUUAAUCUCUUAAGCCUCUCCCCUUCCUUGUAGAAUGUGUUACAUUUGGAGCUUACGGUGUUUGUGCUUGAAGUCUGUGACAAAGUGGGUGCUGAGACUGCACUCCAUGGUGUGAAGGAGACCUCACAGAGAAAAGGGGAUGUUAAGUCCCUUAUCCAGAGAGCGUCAGCGAUGCCAUCUCCUUUGCAACCUCUUCAUGUGUGGUGAGAAGCAUCUGGGUCUCCCUCAUCUGUGGGGUCUCCAGCAUCCUCAAGGUCUCUCCAGUGGGUGUUUUCCCAUGAGAAACGAGGCCUGAAAGAAACUUCCUGCAGGCAAGAAACACGUAGGGCCUUCCUUUCUUGUGGAUUAGGCAAUGUGUAAUGCGGUUCAAGCUCGGGAUGAAGCUCUUCCUGCACUGCAGGCAUUUCUAAGGUCUCCACCUUGAGUACCUCUGGUACUUGACCAGGUUGGAGAUGUGCUUGAAGCUCUUCCCACACUCGGGACAUUUUCAGCACUUCUUCCACGAGUGCCAUCUCCUGCAAGUGAGGAGCUCUGCACUCUGCAUAAAGCCCUUCUCACACUCAAGGCAUUUGUAAGGCUUCUUGCCACGUGGACUCGUUAGCACACACAUGUGCACGGCUUCUCCCCAGUGCAGACGUUCUGGCACCUCACGAAGGUCAAGCAGUUCCUGAAGCUCUUCCUACAGGCUGCACAUUCACAGCAUUUUGAACGUGGAUCCACUGGUGUGCAGUGAGCUCCCAGUUCUGGACAUCCCUCUUCCUGCAGUCAAGGCACUCAAAGAGGCUCUACCCUGUGUUGCUUCACUGGGGUCUGCCGAGGGUGGAGCUGCAGCUGAAGCUCUUCCCACACUCCUUGUAGACAGACUUUCUUCCUCCCUGGUGACUUCUCAAUACAGCUGAGGCUUCCUUUGGGUCCUCACCUGCUGCCCCACGGCAUAUGGGUUUCUCUGAGGGUGAGAAGAGGUGACUUCCCCGGGCAUCUCCCUGCACGCAGGCGUGGCCGAAUUGUGCCACCCGGCAGAAUGACCCACUUGCUGACAUCCCAUGGGUCUCCAGUAUCUUUGCCAUAACCUACUCUGGACCCUCCUUUGCAUGCGCACUCAACACCGUGUCUCCAGUGUCUCCAGAAAGCAGUGUGGGUUAUUCCCAUGCAAGGAAGGGGGACCCUGAUUUACUUUGGCCCCCGAGCUCUUCCUCUGC
Messenger RNA from Gallus gallus (chicken), 5760 nucleotides. RefSeq lists its product as uncharacterized. The record is from RefSeq and is a predicted model, not a curated record. The coding region runs from base 2360 to 3328 and encodes 322 amino acids. The transcript has 2 exons. NCBI's taxonomy places the organism in Eukaryota, Metazoa, Chordata, Aves, Galliformes, Phasianidae.